AUGAGAAGGAUAAGAUUGAUGAGGAGGAAGAAGUUGGAAGACGAUGAGGAUGGCAAAGCAUUAAAUGAGAGGAGCUUCGGUAGCUUAAAGACAAGCGGGAGAUUGGGAAUGGCAAGAGAAGAUGAAGAUAAU
This is a messenger RNA of Paraglomus brasilianum, 132 nucleotides long. The record is from the annotation of a GenBank genome assembly. Lineage: Eukaryota; Fungi; Glomeromycota; Glomeromycetes; Paraglomerales; Paraglomeraceae.